GGUGGACGGGCGGAGCGCUGGUCAGCGGGGGGAAGGACCCUGGUCACCGAGGGGGGAGAGCCCGCACCCCGCCGAGUGCUGGCAACCGGGAGAGAACGGGGCCCCGAGCGAGGAACCGGACUCUGGACCUGCCAUCCCAGGAACUAGCUGGGUAAAUCUUUGAUGUGUUGCCUUUAGAGCAAGUACAUCUUAUCUUUGGAAAUUGAAUGAAAAGUUUGUUAACUGCAAAUCGAUGCCAGAAACUGCAGCUGUACCGAUGUAAGCUGUUGGUUCCCAUUGACUGACACAGGUCCUCUCUGGGGCCUGGGCAACACUGGCACCAAGAUGCUGUUCUCACUGCGUGAGUUGGUACAAUGGUUGGGCUUUGCCACAUUUGAAAUGCUGUUGCAUCUGGCAGCUUUCCUGGUAUUUUCAGUGCUGCUGGCCGUGAAGGUGGACAACUUUGUGGGGCAGCUGGACUGGUGGUAUGUCUUCAUCCCACUUUUCACUGCUGAUGGGCUGAGUACCUACUUCACCAUGAUUGUAUCUAUCCGCCUGUUCCAGGAUGGUGAGAAACGCCUGGCUAUCAUGCGCCUCUUCUGGAUCCUGACUGUUCUUAGCCUCAAGUUUGUCUUUGAGAUACUGCUGUGCCAAAAGCUGGUCGAACAGAGCACCCACCUGUGGUAUGGCCUCAUCAUGUCACCGGUCUUCAUCCUCCUCCAGCUGUUGAUGAUACGAGCCUGCCGUGUCAACUGAGCCCUGAAACCACCUGCUCUGCCUUUCACGUUAAAGCCAACAGACUCCCAGAUAUACAAGUCCCAGGGAUGUUGGGUGAUGGUUGCAAGGAGGGGAAACUUGGGUUAAACGAAAGUUCUUGUCUCGGUGAUGUCACGAUGUGUUACUUUAUUAUGCACAGUACAGCCAGAUGAUGGAACUGGUGGCUGGCCUCUGUGAGGAGAAGCACAAAGAGCUCAGCAAGGAAACAAGUGGAAAGCAAGCAUACUUUGUGUUCAUGACUAACCUUCAGCUCCAGUGGCCAGGACAACCCUCGCGUGGUUGUGGGGUCCUGCCUCAUUGUUUUUUUUAAUCAGAGUCCACUGUCGGAAAGGAUGCAGUGAUUCCUCAAGACUGAGACGCUGUCCUCCGAAUGUUUUGAUGAAACUUCCAUCAGUGAAUGUCUCCACAGGUUUACUUUCACUGGUAUUUGGGAUGUUGCGUUUGGGAACUUAUCAUUCAAGUUUCCCAAAGGUUCAAAAUACAGUGGAGUUUUUUCUGUCCCACAAUUCUUACAGAAAUUUGGCUGAUAUAUUCGUUGGACCAGAAGUGAUGGAAAUAAUCCAGGCUGUUGUUAAAUUAAGUUUGGAAAUUAGUCCAGUUCCUCCUCUCUUUCUGUUUCUCCUUUUCCUAGUUGUUGUCCCAACAACAUCUGAUGGCUCCCUAUGCUAUGUUGUAUUACAACGUCACCUGGCUGGACUCCAGGAGAGUGUAAUAAAUAUUUUGUAAGCAAACAACCUUUUAUAGAUUGAGUUUCAAAUCUUUCAUCUGAAAACUACUUUUUAUUUCGAGUCACUGAGGGAUGGACUAGUAAUUUGUUUCCAUCCUAACAGAGCUCACAAUUAUAUAUCUGCAAUGGAGGCAUUUUAGUUACUUGUAUUAACGACUCAUGUUGCCCGUGUCGAGGGACCCUUCCAAUGUUUGCAGUUCAAAUACAGUCAAUCAGUUUGUUGUUGCCAGCAUAAUCAGCUUCCUGUGCUCUGGUGAGCUGAAGGUUUUAAGAUCGUUUGUUCAACCAUCUGUGUGUGUUGUGUGUCUGUUUAGUGAGGAAGGUGGUCAUCCUGAGGAGGGCUUGUUAGUUCUACUCUAUACCCUGAGAUGGGGUUUUCUCAGAUAGCUGCCACUUAUUGAUUUCUGUUGUCAUCCAAAAUUUACCUUUCUAGCACGCUUUUAAGGAGCUUCCGGGAUGGUUUGUUAUUUUCCACGUUAUCUGGAGAUUGACUAAGGUGCCUCUCCAAGAGCUGGCGAGAAGUAGUACAGUUAACAGCA
This is a messenger RNA of Pristis pectinata (smalltooth sawfish), 2022 nucleotides long. It is a transcript of the gene tmem203, whose product is annotated as transmembrane protein 203. NCBI's taxonomy places the organism in Eukaryota, Metazoa, Chordata, Chondrichthyes, Rhinopristiformes, Pristidae. Gene Ontology annotation, biological process: intracellular calcium ion homeostasis. Bases 325 to 735 code for a protein of 136 amino acids. Gene Ontology annotation, cellular component: endoplasmic reticulum. The record is from RefSeq and is a predicted model, not a curated record. The transcript is spliced from 3 exons.